AUGGCUAGGCGAUUAAUUUCGACGUAUAAAGAUGUACCCCGAGUAUGUGUAGUGGGAGCAGGACCUGCUUGUUUUUAUGCAGCAAUGCAUUUAAAUAAAAAACUUGAAACAGUUCAAAUUGAUAUAAUAGAAAAGUUACCUGUACCAUUUGGAUUAGUUCGAUAUGGUGUUGCCCCUGACCACCCAGAAGUUAAAAAUUGCAUUAAUCAGUUCACAAAAUUUGCUCAGCAACCAAAUGUAAAUUUUUAUGGUAAUGUAACACUGGGGACAGAUGUUAGCCUCAAACAAUUGAGACAAUAUUACGAUGCUGUUUUAUUGACAUAUGGUGCAGAAGAAGAUAAAGUUUUAGGUAUUGAAAAUGAGGAUGCAGGGAAUGUAAUAGCUGCAAGAAAUUUUGUUGGAUGGUAUAACGGUCACCCCCGAGAUAGAAACCUUACGGUGGAUUUAUCUGGUCACACAGCUGCAAUUCUUGGUCAGGGAAAUGUGGCUUUAGAUGUAGCUAGAAUACUGUUAUCCCCAUUGGAUCAAUUGAAAAAGACAGAUAUUACAGAGUAUGCACUGGAAUCUUUAAGAGAAUCAAAAGUUAAAGAUUUAUAUCUAGUAGGAAGAAGAGGCCCACUACAUGUUGCGUUUACGAUAAAGGAACUAAGAGAACAAAUUAAACUUAAAAAUUGUGCUACUGUUUGGAGAGAGGAAGAUUUUAUUGGUAUAUCUGAUGCUGUUAGUAGUUUACAAAGACCUAGAAAAAGACUAACAGAACUUAUGCUUUCAUCACUCGGUGAAACUAAACAAAAGCUUAGGGGUGAUAAUCAUACAUAUUUUAGACCUAUUUUUUAUAGAAGCCCACACAAAUUCUUGAUAAAUGAUCGAAGAUUGUUAAGUGGUAUUGAACUAACAUGUAAUAAAAUUAUAGGUGACAAAAUAGAGGAACAAAAAUGUGUUCCAACUGAAAGUAAAGAAAUUUUAAAUUGUAGUCUUGCAUUCCGUAGUAUUGGAUAUAAGAGUAUUAAUGUUGACAAUGACCUGCGUUUUUCCAAUGGUGUAGUAGUAAAUGACAAAGGCCGGGUAAUUGAUAAUGAAGACAGUGAUAAGGCAAAAGUAUAUGUAGCUGGAUGGCUAGGAACUGGACCUGUGGGAGUAAUAUUACAUACAAUGAGUAAUGCCUUUCAAGUUGCCAAAUUAAUAUGUGAAGAUUUACAAAAAAAUAAACGAAAAUCUUCCAGAGGUGGUUUCGAAGAACUAAGAAGAGAAAUUUUGGACAGAGCAAGUCCUGUUGUCACUUGGGAUGGCUGGGAAAAAAUAGAUAAAUUUGAAAUUGAAGAAGUUUGUGAAAAGGUUUUCACAAUGGUUGAGGAAAACUGGAACGAUGAUGGCGUGGAAGCGGGCAGCAUGGCUAUCGACAACAUGCCAUUGCCACAACCAGCUGACAUUCCCGAAAUUAAAUUAUUCGGAAGGUGGAGCUGUUAUGAUGUUCAGGUUUCCGAUAUGUCCCUGCAAGAUCACAUUUCUGUUAAAGAAAAGUUUGCUAAAUACUUGCCGCACUCGGCAGGUAGGUACGCACACAAGAGAUUCCGAAAAGCUCAGUGCCCUAUUGUUGAACGUCUGACCAACUCUCUGAUGAUGCAUGGUCGCAACAAUGGCAAAAAAUUGAUGGCUGUGCGUAUUGUCAAACACGCUUUUGAAAUCAUCCAUCUCCUGACUGGAGAGAACCCUCUUCAAGUACUUGUGACAGCUAUCAUUAACUCUGGACCUCGUGAAGAUUCUACUAGGAUCGGACGUGCUGGUACAGUGCGUCGUCAAGCCGUAGACGUAUCUCCUCUACGUCGUGUAAACCAGGCUAUCUGGCUGUUGUGCACAGGAGCACGAGAGGCAGCAUUCAGAAACAUCAAGACCAUUGCUGAAUGUGUCGCUGAUGAGCUAAUUAAUGCUGCGAAGGGCUCAUCAAAUUCAUAUGCUAUCAAGAAAAAGGAUGAGCUUGAACGUGUUGCUAAAUCCAACCGU
Brenthis ino (lesser marbled fritillary) is the source of this 2001-nucleotide messenger RNA. The record is from the annotation of a GenBank genome assembly. NCBI's taxonomy places the organism in Eukaryota, Metazoa, Arthropoda, Insecta, Lepidoptera, Nymphalidae.